Molecule: messenger RNA, 3061 nt
Organism: Anarrhichthys ocellatus (wolf-eel)
Lineage: Eukaryota; Metazoa; Chordata; Actinopteri; Perciformes; Anarhichadidae
Gene: sspn
Product: sarcospan (Kras oncogene-associated gene)
Exons: 3
Coding region: 112-786 (224 amino acids)
Cellular component (GO): dystrophin-associated glycoprotein complex; sarcolemma
Source: RefSeq, a predicted model, not a curated record
GAAGGGUAGGAGAGAGAGAGAGACAGCAGGCAGGCUCAUCCACCCCAAAACACUGCAACAGCAAAAGUCGAGAGUACAGUAAGGGAAAAGAGUGUAAAGUAAAGUGGAGAAAUGGGGCAGGGGCAGAAAGGUUCCUCAGACAAGAAGGAGGGCAAGAAGAAGAGAGAUGAAAGCCCAGCGCCAGAGGACGGACACAAAUGCAGAGUCUGUCGCUUCCCUCUGCUCAUCGCCCUGCUCCAGCUGCUGUUGGGGGUGGCCGUCACGGUUGUGGCCUUCCUUAUGUUGGCCAUCAGCCCCUCACUCCUGACCAGGGAGACGCCACACUGGGCUGGAAUCAUUCUGUGUUUGGUUUCCAUCCUGGGCUUCAUCCUGUACUGUAUCACCUACGUCCCUGACGAGAGAACGUCUGGGCAAUUCAUUGGCAAGAUCCUGUACUUUGUCAUGUGUACAAUCGGCCUGGUCAUAUCAAUUCUGGCUAUGUCGUUUGCUGGACACCACUAUUCACAGACCAGUGGCUUCAGCUGUGAGCAGGUGGGAGUGGACUGUGUGUGCAAACUGGAUCAAAAUGACCCAAUAGCCCGCACCUUCACCUACGAGGGCGCCAGCGACUGUGCGUGGAUCACUGGGACGCUCCCACUCUACUUCCUGCUCCAGAUCGUGCUGAACCUGGCCCAAGCACUGGUGUGUGCCGUCGGUGCCUUUAUCAUGUGGAAGCACCGUUACCAGGUCUUUUUCGCCGGCCUUCAGAUUGUCUCUCCCUCUUCCCAGCAGUGGCAGAAGGUUUAACACGAUGAUGAAAGAGUUGAUGGGAUGAGUCUGAUCACUCAGAUCAGGUUGGAGGGUAAUGCCAACAGUGUGAUUACACUCCGGGGACAUUUGCCUUCGUGGUGUGUGCCAAAGUGUCUUUUCUUUGAUGUCAGUUUAUAUUAACCUUUUGUGGUAGUUGUUCUAUAAUGGCUUUUUGCACAAAUUUUGUAUACCAUAUAUAUACUUCCAUUUUCAGACGUUAUAAAAUAUAACUUGAAUAGAUGAAUAAGAGCAAAACAACUUUUUUUGAAGAAAAAAAACAGUUGUGUAGCACGAUAAGGAAUUUUUCACAAUGUUUCUAGUUGCAAAUGGUGAAGGACACAGCCUCAAGCUUUGUUUUCAUUUUUCACAUAAUAAAACAUUUCAAAAAUUGUCUAAAUGCAGUAGCACAUAUUACUUUACAAUUUAAACAUUACAUUGAAGUUUUUCUCUAUAAUUUGCAGCUGCCUGCUAAACUUAUUUUCAGUGUUUGACACACUAAAACCAACUAGGUAGAUAAAUUCCACGAGUUUGGUUUAUUUUGCUAUAAUACAAAGUAAUGCAGCUCUGUAAAUAUUGCAUAACAUCCUUGAUGAAAAACAACAGUUAAGUAUUUUUCAGGUGAUAAAAGUAACCCCUGUAAUACUCCAAACAGUCCAAAAAUAUACACUAAAAACAGCUCCUGACAGCAGUAACACAAGAUGAGCAGGGUACACUUCAUGAGACUGGAUCCAGACUGAACUGGGCUGUGGCUUGUGAAGGUGGAUGCCAGGCCAGUAGCCAGCAUGACUCAAACAGCCUGUUAGGAGUCACAAAGGGAGGGGGGAAGGGGUCAGGGUGAGCAAAGGGGGACUCAGACAGGCAGCUGGAUGGAGGUAACUAAAUCAUCUCACUGUGUUGCACACAUUUCAGUUUUCAUUCAGAUAGGAAUGAGCAAAAGAGGUCAAAUGAGUAUUUUCAAAAUGCUUUGCCCUGUGCACAGAUCCAGCUUUAUUAUAUUCCUACUCUCAUCUCAGCUGCUGACAGCAGUCUGGAGGCCUACAUGCUGAGCAGCCAAAGGUAAACGUGAGGCAGUUUCUGCAGCAAAUUAGAUGAACCAUGCACCCAGAGGGGAGGCUGUAAUUAGUGUGCAAUCUAUUUUGUGAAUGAUGGAAAAAGGUUGAUUGACCGGGGAUGAUGUAGAAAUAUUGUUUAUUCUUUACAGAAUGUGGCGUUUGGGAAAGGAACAUUUCAUUUGGAUGAAAAACAGAUGCCUGUCCUUCAAGCCGUACUGUUUUUGGUUACAAAUACAAAUCUUUGUGUCAGUUUCCUUUUUAUUGUUGCGUCACCACACAUAUGCAGUUAAUAUAUAUCAACCAAUUCAGACCAAAAGGUCAAUCGCUACCAAAUAAAUUGAUUUGCUUUUGUGUUUAACAACAUUAUGAGUGAAAACUGAGAAUCAGUGAACAUCUCCAUCUAUGCAUCCUCCAAGUCAUAACCAUUUUGAAUCUAAAGGUAAGGCCUGCAUAACGAAUGAAUCCAUAUUAACAACUAUAUAGUUAACAUUAACUAUUAUAGUUAUAGCAGAGUCCAAAUGUCCAAAUGUAUGACUAAUCUGUGACAUCACCAAGAGACAAGACGUCUCUGUCUGAGCCUGGCUGUGACUUAGUGUGAUCGUAUCAUACGAGUUAACUGUUAACUGCUCAAAGUGACUGACUGACGGUCCUCAAGGAUCGCUCUCUCAUGACAACUCUUUUUUUUUUUAAACUUGAGAAAUAUUAUCACCAUUUUUUUUUCCCAGUGAGGAUGGAGCUCAGUUGUAUAACAAUCAGCAGAGAAUCACCGGGAUAUGUAAAUACGUUAUGUGUUAUUGUGUGAAUUAUGUAUUAAUUCUAUUUAAUGAUGCAUUUAUCACACUGUAGAAGCUCACACUGUACAUGUAGUUUGAGCUUCUACAGUGUGAUAAACACUAUGCAUAUACUGCAUACAUGUGAUGUUGUUGAUACAUCAUGUGACUACAAAAGGCUCAAUCUUGCAGCCAGACACAGGAAGUCACAUGCCAGUCAUCACGGGGGCAUGUUUAUUUAUAAAAAAUGACAGUGAGAAGGGACCUUCCACCCUCCUCCUGAGUAACUACUUUCUGUGUGGUCAAUUGAUCUUUCAAGGCAAAAAAAAACAAAAACCCAGAACGAUAUCUGAUUGUGGUGGCCACUGACGCUGCUGUGAGUUCUUAGAAAUGACUGCAGCAGACAGAAGAUCAAUAUGUGUAUUAACGGAAAUGACAACAACUUUCACA